CCUUUGUCCGUUCAAGGAGAUCUGCCUCCCCCUCUGUUUGGGGAAAAGGGACUUUAGCGCUAAGCGUGUCCGUUCUCCUUGGCCCUUUGGAGUCUUGCUCUCAUUUGUAACGCAUUGCACGUACACAGUUGCUCGAGGUGCGUGAACAGAGAGACAAGCUCGCUGACUCAGGCUGUGAUUGCUGCGCAGGCUGACGUGGAGCGAUGGCACCCAAUGUGGAAGGAAGCGAGGAGGCCCUGCUCCCCGAUCUCCCCAGGGGGCCCCUGCAUGCCUACCGCGCCCGCGCCUCCUUCAACUGGAAGGAGCUGGCGCUGUUCUUGGAAGGCGAGGACAUGCUGCGCCUGAAGAAGUCCAUUUUCUCGGCCUUGGAGAGCGACCCCCUGUUUGCCCGGCCGGGCCGCGGCCUCUCGGUGGACAAGCUGCGGGAGCUGACCUUUCUGCGCUGCCGGCGCGUCUUCCAGCUGGACUGCCUGCACGCGGACACCCUGCUGCAGAGCCCGCCGCGGAUCCUGGCGCUGGUCACCUGCCUGGGCAUGUACGACUGGUCCCUGGCCACCAAGGCCUUCCUGCACGUGUUUGUGUUUGGAUCAGCGAUUUUCAACUCUGGUUCUGAAAGGCAUUUCAAAUACAUUCCCAAGAUCUUCAACAUGGAGAUCUUCGGCUGCUUCGCGCUGACCGAGCUCAGUCACGGCAGUAACACCAAGGCCGUGCGGACGACCGCCCACUACGACCCGGCCACCGAGGAAUUCAUCAUCCAUUCCCCCGACUUCGAAGCCGCCAAGUUCUGGGUCGGCAACAUGGGCAAGACGGCCACGCACGCGGUGGUGUUCGCGCAGCUGUACGUGCCGGGGGGCCAGUGCCACGGCCUGCACCCCUUCCUCGUGCAGAUUCGGGACCCGAAGACCCUCCUCCCCAUGCCCGGCGUGAUGGUGGGCGACAUAGGGGAGAAGCUCGGGCAGAACGGCCUGGACAACGGCUUCGCCAUGUUCCACAAGGUCCGGAUCCCUCGCCAGGACCUCCUCAACCGGACGGGAGACGUCACCCCCGAGGGCACCUACGUCACCCGCUUCAAGGUACAGCGUCGGCGCGGGAGCCGGGGUGGGUGGCAGACCUCGUGGUCCCACCCUGGGUGGGAGCCUGCAGACUCCCUGGCUGGGACCCCCUUCCUCGUGGAGCUGAGCGCCCCGGGGCCUCCCCACCCGUCCCAUGAGGGUCAUCAAGGCCCUGCCCCCGGGGAGGAGGUGCCAGUGCUUGAGUACCAGCUGCAGCAGUGGCGCCUGCUCCCAUACCUGGCGGCGGCCUACGCCUUGGACCACUUCUCCAAGUCGCUCUUCCGGGACCUGAUGGUGCUCCAGCGAGGCCUCCAGCGGGACGACCGGAGCGCCAGGCAGGCAGAGCUGGGACGUGAGAUCCACGCCUUGGCGUCGGCCGGCAAGCCCCUGGCCUCGUGGACGGCCCAGCGGGGGAUCCAGGAGUGCCGCGAGGCGUGUGGAGGACACGGCUACCUGGCCGUGAACCGCCUGGGCGACCUCAGGAACGACAACGACCCCAACUGCACGUACGAAGGCGACAACAACGUGCUGCAUUCGAAUGUGCAGCCAAGUGCCGGACACCUGCUGGGCGCUCUGUUACUCGAGUACCGGCCACCUGCUGGGCGCUCUGUUACUCGAGUACCGGCCGCCUGCUGGGCGCUCUGUGGUCACUUUUUCCUGUUUCCAUCCCAAGUCCCCCUGGCGGCAUACGAGUGGCUGGUCUGCUACCUGCUCCGAGAGAGUCACCAGAAAAUAACUCAGGAGAAGAGGUCCGGAAGCAGUGACUUUGAAGCGAGAAAUAACUCCCAGGUGUGUGCGUCUUCCAAACGGCUUAGUUUAUCACUCACCCUAACGACUUGGCUCCCAGCCCCGGUGACCAGCGCUGUGCUUGCAGGCGGCUACUUUUCCGGGGAGCAAGCCGGGAAGAUGCUGGAGGGCGCCAUCCUGGAGCUGUGUUCCCAGGUGAGUGGGAGGCCCUCCACGUUCCCGUGGCCCCUGUGUCACCUGUCACCCGUGCUCCCAUGUGCCCCUCUGCACCCACGCUCUCCGCUCUCACCCCCGCUCCCGAGCUCCGCCUCGUGCACACGGCCCUCAGCAGAGCAGGGAAGUUACCGGAAACUCUGCCCCGGCCCGAAACUUCGGGGAGAGGGAUUAGUGGGACGGCCUCAGAAUCGGGCACGUUCAGCCCUUUCCCCGAGCACUUCAAGGCUCCCAGCCUGCAGCCCAACCUCAUUUCGUGGCACGAACUCAGGUGGCUGA
Myotis brandtii (Brandt's bat) is the source of this 2291-nucleotide messenger RNA. It is a transcript of the gene ACOX3, whose product is annotated as acyl-CoA oxidase 3, pristanoyl. Gene Ontology annotation, molecular function: fatty acid binding; pristanoyl-CoA oxidase activity; FAD binding. Gene Ontology annotation, biological process: fatty acid beta-oxidation using acyl-CoA oxidase; lipid homeostasis. The transcript has 14 exons. Gene Ontology annotation, cellular component: peroxisome. Bases 204 to 2291 code for a protein of 695 amino acids. The record is from RefSeq and is a predicted model, not a curated record. Lineage: Eukaryota; Metazoa; Chordata; Mammalia; Chiroptera; Vespertilionidae.